Molecule: messenger RNA, 4651 nt
Organism: Stylophora pistillata
Lineage: Eukaryota; Metazoa; Cnidaria; Anthozoa; Scleractinia; Pocilloporidae
Source: RefSeq, a predicted model, not a curated record
AAGAAAUCUACCAUGACUGAUUAUUCAAAUAUACUUCAUCUGUUAAGCCCUGACCGCCGCAGCCUUCAAGGUGAAAAUAUUGUAUCCUGAACUCCUUUCUAGUGUCAUCGAGCAGAUUGCUGCGUCAUAAAUGAAAUCUACUUCGUAAUUCACACUCAGAAACUGAUCAGACAGUUAAAGGAAAGCAUCAAAAUACCUGAGCAUGUCCCCUCAAUGGUUCAGGGUUGUUGUAGUUACCCUUAUCCAACUGGUACUGGUUUUCGGUCAACACAGUGUUGGAGCAGAUUUCAGUAAUAACUGUGACGACUCGACCAAUUCCCUCUCAUGCAUCCAUACGUAUGACGACCUUUAUAACAACUUAGCAAAGUCAGACAACAGUUUUAACAUCGAGGCAGCUUUAUAUCCAGCCAGGAGGCCUUCUUCUGUCCGUGUGUUUGUGAAUUUACAUGGUCCCAUCAAGGCAGAGAACCCCAUGGCACGGUACACUUGGAGCCUUUCCUGCUUGUAUGUUGCUGUUCCACCACUCAUGCUGGAAGUUUUGUCCCUCGGGUCCAUCCUUGUAACGCCUCGGACUCAAACACUGAAUAUAGCUAUUCCAUAUUUCUGCUGCAAUGUGUCAAAGAAGGAGGAUGAAAGAAAGAAAAUAAUUAAAGAAACGAUUAAAAGAGCUCUUUCAGCGCUUCAAGAUCUGGCCAUAUCACCAGGGAUACGGGAUCCGAGGCUGAACACAGCGGAAUGUGUUGUCGAAGGCCACAAGAUAGACAUAGAAGCUACAGGACGCAGUGUGUAUAUCAAAAUAAUCCUGUGGUGUUCUUUUCUUUUCUCUUUGGCAGUUUUCCAUAUGUUAGCUUCAUUCAUUAAAUAUUGUAGAAUAGAGGGUUGGUCAGAGAAUACAACAACGGAAAACCCCAAUAUAUCCGGCCAAAACAUGAAAAAGAUCAGGAUCAAAUAUACUGCUAAGGCUAUCUUUUAUUUGGGUGUCUUGCUGUCAUUUCUUGGUUUCAGUCAACAAUUGGCGCUUCUUUUACUUCUUGUAAAUUUUUACAAGGACGAAGUUCUCUUAGACAUUGCACCUAUUUUAGUCUCUGUCUGGUUCGCAAUGGCAUUCAAUACAAUAACUGGCUUAGUCCCUCACAUCCGUAUUGUCUUUGAGAAUUAUUUUUCAUGGCUGAAGAGUCAUCAUACCUCGACAGAUUUGGCUGACGGGGAAGAAGGAAUGAUCUACUCCCAUUGGAGAUGUUUUCCUAAACUGGUCGCCUUUACAUGUGCGGCCACUACUAGUUUCUGUUCCUGUUGGAUGUUAAUCGGCAUAAUGCUUAACCCAACUUGGGGCUUGACUGUUACGCUCGUAAUAUGCUUUACAUUUGCCUCCUUUACUUAUGCAGUCUACGAAUAUCUUACUUUAGUUAGCUGCAAACAGGAAAAGGUAAAACCUAAUAAACUCCAUGCUCUAUUUCCUGGUUUGUUGGGUUUUCUUGCUGUUAUUUUUCUAAUUCCGGUAAUAGUAUUCGCCGGUCAGUCAUUUAAUGGGAGAGAAACUGCUGAUGAAACACUGAAAACCAUACUUAUGACUGCUCUUGGUUCUUUCAUUUCGUGGUUGUCUUGGAAGAGGCUUCUGAACAAAAGCCAAAAGUCAGAAGAGAAACAAUCGGGCGCUCUAGAUAAAAGCCAAGCAGGUUAUCCUUUAUUGGAGAAUGGUGAAAAUAUUGAGUCAGUUAACGAGAAACAAAGAGAAAAAGAGAUAACCAGAGAGAGCAACGUGUAGCAGAAUCUGGUUUCGUUGGCUCAAUACUCGCCGAUCUCCAUAUAUAGAAUAACAUUUUUCUUUGCGAUCGCUUUGUCUUCUUUUUUUCAAAAUUUGAAAGGUCAAAAUAGUUAUGAAAUGGCAGGAAAACUAUUUCCUAUCAUUGGUUGCCCCUUGUCUGCAAACUCACACAUUUGACAACAAAAUUGAAGAUUUCGACACUUCACUGAAAUUUUUUGCAUCACGAGGAACUAAGCACAAUAACAUAAGUGGUAAUGUCGGUUGUGUAGUAAAUACGCAAUUACGGAAAUUUUAAUAAAUAUUUUCUCAACAUAACGGUUUAAACUAAAAAACGAUCUGUCAGGGAGUUUUUUAGUAACAAGAGAGGGGGCAAGAUUUUUUAUUCAGUUCAUGAUAACACAGUUCAGGAACACGAGCGAAAUGGCUGUAUUGUUGUGUUACUGUUUGUUGUAUAAAUGUAGAUUGAGUCUAGCUUAAGAUCUAACAAGGAUUCAUUUUCUUCGUUGAUAAAGUUUUUUCUAUAAUUUUCUUGCCCUCAUCCAUGAAUCAGUCAAUAAGGACUGAAAAUGAGGAGUCUUGAUAUGUUUGAUUUUCAACUACGUCCCAACCCGCCUCCCCUACUCUCGUAUAAGUUUGUUUAUAGACCUUUUUGUUUCAUCUAUCCCUUUUCCAUCUUUGUGGAGAACACUAUUGCAUAUUUCCCUUGAUCUGAGUUAUUUGGCAAACUGUACAAGAGUCAGGGAAUUAAUUUCUUUUCCCUGAGACCAUCUUUUUGUUUGACUUAUGUUGGUUGUCUUCUGUUUCAUAGCUUCAAGAUUUGGCUGUUCUUCCAGGAUUACGAGACCCACAACUGAAUUCGGCUGACUGUCUCAUGGAGGGACAUCAACUAAAUCUUUCUGCUACAGAACACAGUUGGCGGAUAAUACCAAUUUUAGUCUUCUCCUUUCUCUUUUCAACACUGUUUGGGCCAUUGUUAGCCUUUUAUGCAACGCAAAAACGGGACGAACUGUCAUUGAUUAAGAAAAGGACAAAUUUCUUGUGCGUGUUUUUGUUAUUAACAUUCUGUGCUUUAUUUAUAGCAAAAGAGAUAACAGUCUAUACAUGUGUCUCCGAUAGGGAACUUGAUCCUCCUUGUAUUGAUGUAAAACAACCGGCCAUAGGAGUAUUUGAGGCAAUACAACCGGUCCUAGUAGGAGUUGGAGUGUUUGUCUUUUCUGUGGCAUUAUGUAAAGGGAAAACGGACAACCAGAACAAUCAAUCAGUAGUGCGCACCGUAGAGGUGAAGUCACUCUUUUUCAUAAUUUGUUCAAAUUUAGCAGCCUUCCAUUUUUGCUGGCUCUUAGUUGGUAUAAUGCUGAAUCCUAUCUGGGGUCUAGUUCUACUCCUAGUUUGCCUUAUUAUUGGUGUUGUAACCUUUGCAUUCUAUACCUUCGUGUCUUCAAUAACUUCUAAAAAAACCACGGAAAUAUCACCACCGAUUCCCGUAGUUGGGAUUGUUGUCAGUCGUUCUCCUCUUGUUUUGCUGGGUUCCUAGCUGUCUAUGGUCUUAUUGCUAUGGUGCUUUUUUCUGGGCAGUCAUAUAGUAGGAGAGAUACUGCCAAUGAAGCUUUGAAAGAAGCAGUGAUGUAUUUAAUCUCUAUAUUCUUUUCAUGGCUAUAUUAGUAGAAGUGGGUUAGUAAAAGUGACAAAUCUGGUGAUGGGCAAAGUAGGUCUGUUCAGACUACUCCUUCACUGUCGCAAAAUCGUCAGGUUCCAGAGCAUCGUGUCGAAAUGCAACCACUAAUAAGCCAUCAUGGCGAUGGAAAUUGAUCAACUUAUCCAAACACUUAAAUCUAGCCUCUCAAUCUGAAAAAAAAAAUCGCUGGAAGAGCAAAAACCAAAAAAUGACAGCUAACAACAAAAGUGCCUUUAAACAUUAAAUUUCUCAAGGGAACUCAGAAUUCAAUUUUUCCUUCAUCUCUUGCUAGUGACCAGAUGAAAAAACAUCUUUUUUCAAGAUAAAAUUUGUUUUCAUAUGUACGGUUCUUCAUUUGUUUCACUGUAAACCUUAAUAUUAUGGUAUAUGUAAACCAACGGAAAAUGUCUCCUUGACUAUAAACAUGGGAUUAAGAAUUGUCCGUUCAUUUACUAAUCACUUUCUGGUAACUCAGUGGAGAGUAUUUGGCAUUGUAUCAAUACAAAAGCCAGUCUGGCUGAUACAGUUAUCUUUUCUUUUUUCCUAUGUGCUAGAUAAUGUAUUGGUUUUCAAGGGAGAAGUUAUUACUUAAUGAUAAAUUUGACAUGCUGCAUAAUAAUUCAAGCUAAUGCUAUUAUAAGAUAAGAUGCUAUUCCUCAUACAUCUAAUUGUUUUUAGAAGUACAGCAUUUUUUAUAAAACUGUAGAAAUUAAUGAAAUAGAUUUCUUUUCCAACAUUGGGGUCGUCAAUGGAACAACGACCUGUUGUGGAGGUUUUUAGUAGCUAGGGAAAAAGCGACAUUAUUUACAGUUGCUGAAGAAAAAAAAUGAUUAGGUACACAAGCGAAAAGGCUGUGUUGUUGUAUUACUAUAUGUAGUACAAAAUUAAGAUUGACUCUAGAUUAGGAUCUAGCAAAGAGUAAUUUUUUCUUUGUAGAAGUUUGUCAUAUGUGACGUUUUCCAAGAUGUCAUUGUAUUUUAGGCAAACUCGGUUUGACUCUCGAGCAUAGUUGUUCUCCACUAUUGAUUGUUGACUUAGUUAAACUAGACUAGGUAAAUUACCUAAGCUAAAGUGAUAGGAAUUAUUUUUGCUGGUGUGAUCAGUUCAGGUAGAUUUAUUCGUCAGUGUGUGACUCUGAUUCCAUAAGAAAUCGUGUAAAGUAUCGUUUGGAUUUAUUACCAUCCAAUAAACUUGUGAAACUUCAAAAUAAA